AUGCAGAUCCUACUGUUUGCCACCGUUCUCUUCUGCGUCGAGGACUUCGUCCGUGCUGAGGCCAAACCAAAGUGCACGGAGCGCUGCGACGUGAGCACUUGCCCCAGCCCCAGCUGCCCGAUGGGGUACGUUCCAGACCGAUGCAACUGCUGCCUGGUUUGCGCCCAGGGCGAAGGCGAGCCAUGCGGGCGCAAAGACGACCUACCCUGCGGUGAUGGACUCGACUGCAAGCACCCGGCCGGCAAGCGGCUCGCCAAGGGGUUCUGCCAGUGCAAAUUGGGGCAUAAAGUCUGCGGCAGUGAUGGCAAUACCUAUGGGAACGUGUGUCAGCUGAAGGCGCAGAGUAGGAAGGCUCUGCAACAGGGGCUGCCAGCCAUCAACUCGGUCCAGAAGGGACCAUGCGAAAUCAACCAUAACAAAGGUAAGUCAUUUGUGUCUAAAAAGAAACAAACAACAACAACAACAAACAGUUGCAACAUACAAAACAUACAAUUCAACAUUAAUUAAUAGCAGAAAUGUGCACACACACAGUUUGAUGGACUUUAUGCAAAAUGGAUGGUGAAUUGUUUACAUACAGUGCAGUUACAGUGUGCAUCCCAAAUGACACCCCUCUUCCUAUAUUGUGCACUACUUUUUUACGUACUCAAGGCUGAGAUUUGGUUAGGGCCCAUAGGGCUCUGAUCAAAAGUAGUGCACUAUAUAGGAAUAGUAACCGUUUACAGUAAGUAGGCUAGUGGAAUUGCAUGAACAACCCUUAAACCCCUCCUUUGUCAGAAGGGGCAGCCAGCAGACUGUCUGGGUGACUGGAUCAUUAAAGUUAACCCCUAAAGUCAACCCCUACACGUUCUUUAUGUCCCUCAUUGGAAUAGAACAAAUGUUUCCCCUAGACACUGAUCUGAGGCCAGUUUUGUGGUUUUCCCUCCUAAUGGUUUAGGUUAGGAUUGGGGGAGAGAAAGCUGAUCUGUGCCUAGGGGAAUCUCCCAUCACCAUCAUUAUACCCAGACAGACUUCCUAUAGAUUAGUCUCACAUGAUUAAAACUAAUGACCAGCCACUGAAUGAAUGACUUCACUUGUCAGAGUUUAAUGUUUGUUUUCCUGUCUAGCUUUUAUUUGUAUUUCCUGUGUCCAUUUAUAGGCAUUUUCCUGCCCAGGGGUGGCAGUUACCUUGGUUCCUAUUCCAUUCUGAAUGUAUUUAUUUUUAUUUAAAAAAGAAUGUAGCACAAUACAAAUAGUUCCUGAGGGACAUUCUAGAAUCAAAACAUGACCUCAUACCAUCUCCGACCUAAACAGUUCCUUGUGGACGGUGUGCAACACGCUUUACUUCAGGCUACGUCAACAAAGCUGUACUGUGUUUUGUAAUAUAGACAACAGAGCCAUGCCCAUGCAAACUGAGCGGGCUCCAUUGUAACACCGUCUUUUACACCGAAUUAAUCAAACCGUAUUGAAUUUGGCCAUCAAUUCCCUUUUCAAAACAACUAAGUGUAUGACGUCUCUGGUUGACCUAACUCGAAUAAUACAAUACUUUCCUCACUAAUGAGGGAAACAGAGUUGGGUUGUGUCCCUUCAGAGACUUCACAGGAAGCAGGAAGUCCCAUGCAGACACAGAAAGUUAUGGCAUAUCCAAUUUGUCUUGACUUUGAUCAGAGGUCAUUAUUCUGUGACAGGGGCUUAAAAGCAUGUGACUGACUGCAAUUGAAUUGUUCUAAUCUCCAUACAUGGGUUCAACUACUAUUUGAAAUAAUUUCAACUAUGUAAGCUGGGCUUGAUUAAGGUUGCCUGGCGCAAUGGAACCAAUAGAAUAGUCCCAAAACUGCAAACCUUUCCCAUCGGGCACUCCAGGGAGACCAGAGUAAACGUUUAAGUUAUUGGAAAGAUUUUAAAUGGUAUUUGAACCCAUAUCUAAAUGGAGUUUAUAAGAGGGAUAUGGAUGACUGAUGAUGAGCUUUGUAUUCUAAUCUGCUCAUUGGUCCAAAUCAUCCAUGAGCCAAUUAGAAUCAAGGCUUUGUAGAGACCUCACACAGGCAGAUUAUUAUGGAUGGUGGUGUUUUAUCUUAAUCUCCUGACAAAUUGGCCAAUUACUCAAGGUUUCCCUAACUGAUCAUUUCCUUUGGAACACUUUAAAGUGUGGGAUUGUUGAGUUAGGAAUAGGAGAAGAGUAUCACUGUUUACAUGUAGUUUUUAUUCACAGAUCUCCAUUGCCUCUCAUUUCUCAGUCUAUAUCUCACUCAGUCUAAUAUUAUAUCAGCAUGUGAACCCAUUCAACUCACACCGUGUGUGUUUGCCCUCAAGUCAUCCUUGAGUUAUUUCAGAUGGACCAACUACCACGUCAGUCUAAAGCUAAAAUUAUCUCCCCAUUAUCAUUAGGAUGGGCUGGCCUUCAGUCUAAGUACACGUUUAGUAUCUUCAAACUGUUCUUCGUUCCAAACCCACAUUUUCCAAACUUAUCUCAAACCCUUAACUUAGCAUUGCAUCUACAGUAUGCACACAUGCAUGCGUGCACACACACACACUGAAAUGACUGAAAUUACAAUAUAUUCUUCUAUCCCACAGAAAAGCAUGAGGUAGAUGUACAGUAUCAUUAUUGGCCACCACUCAGGAUAAUAGCAGCCUGGUCCCAGAUCUGUUUUACUGUCUUGCCAACUCAUAUGGUUAUUGGCAAGACAGCACAAACAAAUCAGGCUAGAAUAAUAGCUGAGUUGGUUUUUCCACGGUUACUGCCAAGAUUGUGCCAUCCACUGGUUUGGUUUUUCUAAUGCUUGGUUAGCCAACCGUAGAGGACCAAUUUGUAGCCUAGUGCUGAAAUAUGUUCUUCUGAGAUUCCGCUUCACUUGGAUGUUUAAUUCUAGACUCCCUUAGCCAACGGUUUGCCAAUGAUUACGAGGAUGACCAUAGCCAAAAAUUUGAUUUGCAAAUGGUUAGGAGUAUGAGAAUAGUUCUCAAAUCUAGAGUCAGAUGUAGAGCCAGGAGUUUUUCCCUGACCAUGUGACCUGACUAGGAAUAACUCUGGGCCCUUGUUAGUUAUAGGUGUUUUUCAUGAUGAUGACCCCAAGUCAGGAAAAACUCCUGGCCCUGGUAAUACUGCAUGAGAUGAAUAAGAGUAACUGGAAAAUCUGGGUGUUGAUAUUGAGGUCACUAGUACGCCACCGGCUAGUUCCAGGACAGGGUGUGUGUUUGCUGACUGUUUGUACUCUAAACUCAGCUGUGUAGCCUGAUUGUGUAUACGAGCCAAGGCGGUCACACACCGACACACACACACACACACACACACACACACAGAGGAAACCGCAGUCAGCUGAGGAGAACAAACGCCAGCCGGUGGCGUGGCUGCCAUGUACUGGAAAUAACUCGCUGUAAUUAACGUUUGUUUACUGCUGCACCCACCACACACACGCCACCAAGGCUCUUUCGUGGCCCUGAAAGAGUGGAGGCCGGCAAAACCAUCCAGCUGUUUUUAGACCAAAGUACUGAGGUUUCAUUUAGGAAGAGGUGGCAUCACAGAGGAACCUGCACUUGUUGACCUCAGAAAAUAUGUGUUGCUGCUGUUUUGAUACUGUUGAUGUUGUUGUCUAAGAUGUUUUUCUGAUCACAUGACCUAACUAGGGAAAACUCUGGGCCCUUACUCUUACCACUUUUAAGCCUACUGUUUUCUGCACAUUAGGUUGCAGCUAACAGAUAACAGCUAGAAAAUAUGAUGUUUGAGUGGUGAUGGUGUAGAGGAGUGACUGUAUUCUAUUAUUAACAUGAGUAAUUCUUCCUGCUAGUAUAGGUACUUCACACCCCACCAGUCCCAGGUAUAAGUUUAACUUCAUAGCUGACGUGGUGGAGAAGAUCGCUCCGGCUGUGGUCCACAUCGAACUCUUCCUCAGGUACGCUGAGUGUGUUUGUGUAGGCAGACACGUGUGUACAACGGGUGGGUCUAAUCCUGAAUGCUGAUUGGUUAAAACCGCAUUCCAGCUGGUGUCUAUUCCACAAGUUACCACCCGGCUAAAUCUAUGACGUUAAAAUGCCUAUUUACUCUGUUCCAUCUGACUGUGCAAUCCACUGUCUCAUCAGCCCAGCCAGGCAAUUUAUAAACUUGAUCUCCACAAUAAAAAGCAUGUAGACAUUAUCUCACAAUUAUUUUAGACUAACAUUUAGUUUUCAACAGCGGAGAUUAGUAAAAACAUUGCUGUCUGUCUCUUCGGCAUUUGCAACAAUGUUUCAAUAUUCAAAUUCUAUCUCCAACUACAGUGUGUGUUGUGUCAGUAUUAUGUUGAAUAAAGGGUGCAUGAUGGUUGAACCAAAAUUAUCACGUUUAUCAUAUAUAACGUAGUAACUUAGUAGUAACUUCAUCACAACAGUGUAGAUCUUAUGUAAUUUCUCAUCAUAGGCAAUAGCACAUCACACGACACAGUAAACGCUCGUCUUGUCGUUAGAAAGUCUAUAUUUCUAGCUCUAGGUGUACCUCUUUUGACCUUAAUUGACCUCUUGACCCCCAGACACCCUCUGUUCGGCCGGAACGUCCCUCUGUCUAGCGGGUCGGGCUUUGUGAUGUCAGAGACAGGCCUGAUAGUGACCAACGCCCACGUCGUGUCCAGCACCACGCCUGUGUCGGGCCGCCAGCAGCUCAAGGUCCAGAUGCACAGCGGUGACAUCUACGAGGCGACCAUCAAGGACAUCGACAAGAAGUCCGACAUCGCCACCAUCAAAGUCAACUCACUGGUGAGAGAAGUGGAUUAUAUAUUAGUUAUACCACGGUGUUGUUGAACGCUCGAUUAUAUAAGUUAUAAAAAUCUUCAAAUCUUACCCCACGAGGUCCGGACUACUGCUGGUUGUCUGUUCUACCUGAUAAUUAAUUGCACCCACAUGGUGUCACAGGUCUAAAUCAGUCCCUGAUUAGAGGGGAACAAUUAAAAAAACGGAGUGGAACUGGCUUCAAGGUCCAGAGGGGUUUAUUAGAAAUUGCGUAAGAGUCAGACAAAGGACGUGUUGCUUUCUUGCCUCAUGCAUGUUCAAAUCAAAUCAAAUCAAAUUUUAUUGGUCACAUGCGCCGAAUACAACAGGUGCAGACAUUACAGUGAAAUGCUUACUUACAGCCCUUAACCAACAGUGCAUUUAUUUUAAACAAAAAAAGUAAGAAUAAAACAACAACAAAAAAAGUGUUGAGAAAAAAAGAGCAGAAGUAAAAUAAAGUGACAGUAGGGAGGCUAUAUAUACAGGGGGGUACCGUUGCAGAGUCAAUGUGCGGGGGCACCGGCUAGUUGAGGUAGUUGAGGUAAUAUGUACAUGUGGGUAGAGUUAAAGUGACUAUGCAUAAAUACUUAACAGAGUAGCAGCAGCGUAAAAAGGAUGGGGUGGGGGGGCAGUGCAAAUAGUCCGGGUAGCCAUGAUUAGCUGUUCAGGAGUCUUAUGGCUUGGGGGUAGAAGCUGUUGAGAAGUCUUUUGGACCUAGACUUGGCACUCCGGUACCGCUUGCCGUGCGGUAGCAGAGAGAACAGUCUAUGACUAGGGUGGCUGGAGUCUUUGACAAUUUUGAGGGCCUUCCUCUGACACCGCCUGGUAUAGAGGUCCUGGAUGGCAGGAAGCUUUGCCCCAGUGAUGUACUGGGCCGUACGCACUACCCUCUGUAGUGCCUUGCGGUCGGAGGCCAAGCAGUUGCCAUACCAGGCGGUGAUGCAACCAGUCAGGAUGCUCUCGAUGGUGCAGCUUAAUUUUUGAGGAUCUGAGGACCCAUGCCAAAUCUUUUUAGUCUCCUGAGGGGGAAUAGGCUUUGUCGUGCCCUCUUCACGACUGUCUUGGUGUGUUUGGACCAUGAUAGUUCGUUGGUGAUGUGGACACCAAGGAACUUGAAGCUCUCAACCUGUUCCACUACAGCCCCGUCGAUGAGAAUGGGGGCGUGCUCAGUCCUCUUUUUUUUCCUGUAGUCCACAAUCAUCUCCUUUGUCUUGGUCACGUUGAGGGAGAGGUUGUUGUCCUGGCACCACACGGCCAGAUCUCUGACCUCCUCCCUAUAGGCUGUCUCAUCGUUGUCGGUGAUCAGGCCUACCACUGUUGUGUCGUCGGCAAACUUAAUGAUGGUGUUGGAGUCGUGCCUGGCCAUGCAGUCAUGGGUGAACAGAGUGUACAGGAGGGGACUGAGCACGCACCCCUGAGGGGCCCCCGUGUUGAGGAUCAGUGUGGCAGAUGUGUUGUUACCUACCCUUACCACCUGGGGGCGGCCCGUCAGGAAGUCCAGGAUCCAGUUGCAGAGGGAGGUGUUUAGUCCCAGGAUCCUUAGCUUAGUGAUGAGUUUAGAGGGCACUAUGGUGUUGAAUGCUGAGCUGUAGUCAAUGAAUAGCAUUCUCACGUAGGUGUUCCUCUUGUCCAGGUGGGAAAGGGCAGUGUGGAGUGCGAUAGAGAUUGCAUCAUCUGUGGAUCUGUUGGGGCGGUAUGCAAAUUGGAGUGGGUCUAGGGUUUCUGGGAUUAUGCUGUUGAUGUGAGCCAUGACCAGUCUUUCAAAGCACUUCAUGGCUACAGACGUUCUUAUGCAUAGGCCUGUUGUCAAAUAUCUAGACCUAUUGUUCUUUGUGAACAAUAUGUUUGUGGUUAGACACCAAUGUUUGUGGUUAGAGGAAGACUAACACUGUAUCCUAUAGACCUUUGGACUUUUUAUAAUGGAACAGUCCAAAUACUAUGGUGAUUAUAUAUUCAGGUUCACAUUAUAGUUGUAUCCUACAAUAAGAAGUCCUUACUGUUAAAAACGUGGGAAAGGAAGGGGGAAUUCCUGGAUGUUAAUGAGCUGAAUAGAUAUUUGAUGGAUGUAAUGAAUGCCUGAGGUCACAAAUAGUUAUGACUGAUGUCCAAUCCCAUGGAUCAUCAGCUAGAUUCAGCCGCGGGCCAAUUUUAUUUUCUUGAACGGAUGGUCAGAACUUAACAAAUAAUUUGUAGACUGCAAAUUGACCUAAAGAAGCCUAAACGGAUAUAAUAUUUGACUAAAACAUAAUAAUUUCAAACCUUGCUCAUAUUUUGUAUACGGUAACGUGUCUCUCUAUUAUGAGAUGGAAUACUUGGGAACAUAUCUUUCCAAAAUUAAAAUCAGUUGGAGCUGAUUUCCUGGUGUUUUUUUAGAGUCUUUUACAUCCAAUAAUGAAAACUUCAUAUUCAUAAUCUCCAGCACCACCAUAUGUGAAAAGAUUUCUAUGUUUUGUAGUAAAAAAUACAAAGAUAAGUAUUUCCAAUGACAUCAUCAACCAAUUAGUAGGCAAUACCUUCUCACAAUUGGUCAAAAUCACACGAUGCACACCGACGAUGUUAUUGGAAACACUUACAGAGCCUUUAGAAAGUAUUCACACCCCUUUACUUUUUCCACAUUUUGUUGUGUUACAAAGUGGGAUUAAAAUUUAUUUAAUUGUCAUUUGUUGUCAACGAUCUACACAAAACACAAAAAAUUAUGAAAAAUAAAACACUAAUAUAUCUUGAUUACAUAAGUAUUCAACCCCCUGAGUCAAUACAUGUUAGAAUAACCUUUAGCAGCGAUUACAACUGUGAGUCUUUCUGGGUAAGUCUCUAAGAGCUUUCCACACCUGGUUUGUGCAACAUUUUCCCAUUAUUCUUUUCAAAAUUCUUCAAGCUCUGUCAAAUUGGUUGUUGAUCAUUGCUAGUCAACCGUUUUUAGGUCUUGCCAUAGAUUUUCAAGUAGAUUUAAGUCAAAACUACAUUUUCACAUUGUUGAUGUUGGGGUGGUGCUAUACAUGAUGAAUAUGAAGUUGAAAAAUAGUGAAGUUUCCCUUUAAAGAAUUCCUACACAGGUCCCUCUCUCUUUCUCUCUCUCACACCAUCUGUCUCGUGAGCAUAUGUUUUUACUUCUCUCUCUUCUCUCCGUCCCUCUCUUAACCCUUCCUCCUUUCCCUUUCCAUCUCCACCCUUUCACCCUCUCUCUCUUGCUCUCUCUGUCUCCUCCUCUCGCCCCCUCUUUCUCCCUCUCCCAACACCCUCACUCUCUCUAUCCCUCCCUUGCCCUUCCUCUCCCACCUUCUCUCCUAAUCGCCCCCUUCUCUCCCACCUUCUCUUUUCCAUCACCCCCUGCCUCUCCCACCUGUCUUUCCAUCACCCCCUCUCCCACUUCUCUCUCCAUCACCCCUCCUACCCACCCUCUCUCCCCCAUCACCCUUCCUCCCCCCAUCGCCCCCUCCCCCCCUUCUCUCCACCCCAUCGCCCCUCCUCUCCCACCUUCUCUCUUCCAUCACCCCCUUCCUCCCACCUUCUCUCUCCAUCACCCCUUCCUCUCCACCCUCCCUUCAUGCCUCGCCCCCCUUCCUCCCCCCCUUCCCAACCUUCUCUCUCCAUCACCCCUUUCCUCUCACACCUUCUCUCUCUCCAUCACCCCUUCCUCUCCCACCUUCUCUCCCUCCAUCACCCCUUUCCUCUCCCACCUUCUCUCCCUCCAUCACCCCCUUCCUCUUCCACCUUCUCUCUCUCCAUCACCUCCUUCCUCUCCCACCUUCUCUCUCUCCAUCGCCCCUUCCUCUCUCUCUCUCCCUUUAGAAAAAGCUCUCGGUGCUGUUGCUAGGCCACUCUGCCGACCUUCGACCUGGUGAGUUUGUGGUUGCCAUUGGCAGUCCCUUUGCGCUCCAGAACACAGUUACCACGGGGAUCGUGAGCACGGCCCAGAGGGACGGCAAAGAGCUGGGCAUAAGAGACUCUGACAUGGGCUAUGUACAGACGGACGCCAUCAUCAAUGUGAGACAUUCAAUUCAACUUUAUCUAAACUUUAUUUAAAGAGUAAUUAUAGCACACUCCACUUAUAACCAACUCAUAGGCUGUCUAGUUGUCUGUGUUGACAUUUUAAAGAGGACAUUCAUGAUCAUAGAGAUCAUACACACAGAGACACAUCCCAUUGGUUGAUUCAAUAAUCAACUGAUUCAUUGUUUCCAUCUUUUCUCAGUAUGGAAAUUCAGGUGGACCUCUCGUUAACUUGGUAAGUGUUACGUCAGCACCCAUAACAUUAGUCACAACCUUCACUGUGAUAAUCGUGAGUAGAAGCUGUUGCCAUAGAAAUAUAAUACGCUAGUAACAAAACAUUCCCUGACCAAGAUGGCUGAUCUUUUGAGUCACGUUGCCAGGAUGCCAAUACCCAUUGUAGUGUUCUAUUUAAUUAUAUGGAGCCAGCCCAGUCCUGACCCCUAAUAACCCUGUAUAGGAUACCACCACGAUGGAGGGGUGAUCGGUAUCAGUAGCAAUCCAGUUCCUAUUCAUAACACAAUGUUACAUUGCCUGUCUGACUGCCACCAGGAUGGCGAGGUGAUCGGCAUCAACACUCUCAAGGUGGCUGCUGGGAUUUCCUUCGCCAUCCCCUCUGAUAGGAUCACACGCUUCCUCAACGAAUCAAUGGACAAGCAGAGCAAAGGUAGGCCCUCCCCUCCCCUUUCUUAACGAAUCAAUGGACAAGCAGAGCAAAGGUAGGCCCACCCCUCCCCUUCCUUAACAAAUCAUUGGACAAGCAGAGCAAGGUCCGUCAUCAUACAUACAGGUGGAAAGACAGACAGACAGACAGACGUCAUGAAUUAUCACAUUUUAACAGAAAAAGGAAGAAGAAUAAAACAGAUGAGUAUAAAUGACAGUUUGACUUUUUUUAUUUUACAGAAGUCAGAUCACUGAAGAAACGGUUUAUUGGAAUAAGGAUGCUCACCAUCACCUCAGCGUAAGUCUUUGUAAUACGUAAUCAUAAUAUUAAAAUGUGUGUUAAACUAUAUUUACAUCUCCAUAGCUUACAAUACAUAUAAAAAUGUUACUAUUUCCAAAACUAACUUUACUGUGUGUCUGUCUGUCCCGUCUAGCCUGGUUGAGGAGCUGAAGCAGCAGAACCCAGACUUCCCUGAUGUCACUAGUGGGAUCUACGUCCAUGAAGUGGUGCCUCACUCUCCUGCACAGAAGUAGGUGUCCUACACUGCUAUACCAUAACCACUGAUUGGCUUAAAAGAGAUGGUUACAUUUUAUAAUCACUUUCAUGAAUAAGACACUAUAAAUUAACAUAAUUAUUAAUAUUUAAAAACAAAAUGCUUUGCAAUACCCACAGAGGUGGCCGCAGAGAUGGCGACAUGUCAAAAUAUAUAUAUAUUUUUAAAUCCCUUUUCUCCACACAGAGGUGGAAUCAGAGACGGCGACAUCAUCGUGAAGCUGAAUGGCCGUCCGCUGCUGACCACUGCUGACCUACAGGGGGCGCUCACAGAGGAGACGACUCUGCUGCUGGAGGUCAGGAGGGGCAACGACGACCUGCUCUUCAACAUCCAGCCUGACGUCAUUAUGCAGUAA
Molecule: messenger RNA, 10269 nt
Organism: Coregonus sp. 'balchen'
Lineage: Eukaryota; Metazoa; Chordata; Actinopteri; Salmoniformes; Salmonidae
Source: the annotation of a GenBank genome assembly